GUAAUCGGAACCCACUCCAUGACGAAACCUUCGCAUCAUUCAAACUGAAGUCUGCGAGUCAUCGCCAAGGCUGACGGAAAGUUUGAACCCAUUUUUAUAAAUCUUUCGCAGCAUAGAUGAAUGAUAUAUCGCAACUUCUUUAUAUCGUCUAUUCAAUUUUUGGGUCGCUUUGCUGGUAUCAAUUAGUCCGAAUCCUCACUAACUCAUUUAACCAUGACAUCGCAAUUUAAAGAUGAAAAAAAUAUCCCUGUUUCAAAACAGGAGUUUCCGGGCAAGGAUAGGGACAUGCCCGAUCCUAAACCCACUCGUGAGGAGCUCCCAGAUGCAGGUGGAACAAGCACAACGUACAAAGCAGCGGAUAAGCUUCAUGGUAAAAGAGCGCUCAUAACUGGCGGCGAUAGUGGCAUAGGAGCAGCUACCGCAGUGUUAUUUGCGAAAGAAGGCGCUGUGUCGACAAUAGUCUACCUCCCCGAGGAAGAAAAGGACGCUCAAGAUACUAAGAAACAGGUUGAGUCUCUUGGGGGAACCUGCCAUCUAUUCGCCACAGAUCUUGCCAAGAGGGAGAAUUGCCAAAAGGCAAUUGACUUUUCCUUGGAAAAGAUGGGCGGGAUAGACAUUCUCUUUAAUAAUGCGGCUUAUCAAAUGAUGGUUGAGGAUAUUCUUGAUUUGCCAGAGGACCAGUGGGUUCAUACCUUUAACAUCAACAUGCACUCUUAUUUUUACAUGGCCAAGUACGCUCUUAAGCACAUGAAGCGUGGCGCCGUUAUCAUCAACAACGCGUCUAUAAAUGCGUACAUUGGCCGACCGGACUUGCUGGAUUACACCUCUACCAAAGGAGCCAUAAUUUCCUUCACAAGAGGAUUGAGCAACCAGUAUAUUGGAAAGGGAAUCAGAGUCAACGCUGUCGCCCCAGGGCCAGUGUGGACUCCGUUGAUCCCUGCAACCAUGAAUGAAAAGGCGCAGAAAGAAUUCACCAGUCCCAUGGGUCGACCAGCCCAGCCCUCGGAAAUCGCGAGUUGUGUCGUGUUUCUUGCUUCGAUGGAUAGCUCUUGUGUCAGUGGGCAGACCAUUCAUUGCAAUGGCGGGACUGUGGUGAAUGGCUGAACGAGGAUUGAUGAGGUAGAUAACUGCUGGAGGCUCAUCUAUCUCUAGCAUCAAAAAGACUUAGGCAAGAUUAGAUUGACGAACUGAUGACUUGAUCUCCAGGGCUGGACAAGCCCAAGAAUAUCUUUUUCUCUGCAUCCCGGAGAGCAUGUUCUCGUCUACAAUAUGUACUAUUAUGUGUUAAAUAGCCAUCUGCGAAUACACGAUGGUUGGGUAAUGUCAAAUCUGGGUAUUGUUCUUCGGGAGCUCUCAAGACAGUUUACAUUGAUACGAUCCGCC
Messenger RNA from Trichoderma harzianum CBS 226.95, 1383 nucleotides. RefSeq lists its product as hypothetical. The transcript is spliced from 4 exons. Bases 214 to 1104 code for a protein of 296 amino acids. Lineage: Eukaryota; Fungi; Ascomycota; Sordariomycetes; Hypocreales; Hypocreaceae. The record is from RefSeq and is a predicted model, not a curated record. Gene Ontology annotation, molecular function: oxidoreductase activity.